CAAUUUCCUAAACACAGCUCAGUCACUAUAGUACCAUCCGAGGCCAGGGCAGGGGAGAGAGGUGUGUGUUGGAUGUAACACCGGCUAGAAGGUGACCCGCUGAAACAGAAGACUGUUGGACAACGAUUUGACAUGAGCAGGGUGCCCUGAUAUGGACAAAGAGAUGAUUCCCAAAUUUUCGUCAAAGGAUGAGGAAGUUGAUUACUGGAAGUCCCAAGCUCUCAAAUAUAAGAAAAGUUGCCAUGAUGCCCAGGAAGAACUGCAGGAGUUCCAGGAGGGGAGCCGGGAGCUGGAAGCAGAGCUGGAGGCACAGCUUUGCCAGGCUGAACACCGCCUUCGAGACCUCCAGAGUGAAAAUGAGAGACUGAAGAAUGAGAUGGCGAACCUCAAGGAGAAGCUGGAGCAGCAGUAUGCCCAGAGUUAUAAACAGAUUUCUAUGCUAGAGGAUGACCUGGGCCAAACACGCAGCAUCAAGGAGCAGCUCCACAAAUACGUCCGAGAGCUUGAGCAGGCCAACGAUGACCUGGAGAGAGCCAAAAGGGCAACAAUAGUGUCUCUUGAGGACUUUGAGGGCCGUUUAAACCAGGCCAUUGAGAGAAAUGCCUUCCUGGAAAGUGAGCUGGAUGAGAAGGAGUCUCUUCUGGUAUCUGUGCAGCGGCUGAAAGAUGAAGCACGAGACCUGAGACAGGAGCUGGCAGUACGGGAGCGGACUACAGACAGGAUGUCAGCACCCAGCUCACCCACCUUAGACAUCGACAAGAUGGAUUCUGCAGUACAGGCCUCUUUAUCCCUCCCAGCCACACCCGUAGGAAAGAGCAUAGAGCACCCCUUCAUCAGCUCAAAAGCCUUGACCAAUGGCUGUGGCAACUCAUCCCUCACUCCUUCUGCUAGAAUCUCAGCUCUUAAUAUUGUUGGUGACCUCCUGAGGAAAGUUGGGGCUUUGGAGUCCAAACUUGCCGCAUGUAGGAACUUUGCCAAAGACCAGGCAGCAAGAAAAAAUUUCUCCAAAGACAACGGCACACUCCUCAACAGCAAUGCCACCAAGUUCUCUCACUCUCUACAUACCACUUACUUUGACAAAACGACUGUUAAUGGAUUGGACCCCAGCUCCUUGACCUCCAUGGCAACAUCCAGAGCCAUGUCUCCACCAGGCAUGCUGCCUCUGAGUGUGUGAGGCGUCCCGCACCGCAUAAACCUCUGCUGAAACUCACCCAACACAAUGUGGGAACAGAGAGGACACUCGAAAGACCAUUGCUGUGUACGUGUGUACGUGUGUACGUGUGUGUGUGUGUGUGUGAGAGAGAGCGAGAGAGUUUGAAAGGAAGAGUGGUGUGUGUUUCCUCUUUGGGAUUGUGCAUUUUUGCGCGCAAGAGAGGCUUGACUGUACAAUGAACUUGCCUCCAGUUUGCAGCUCUAAAUGCAUCUGUGAGUAGGUGCACAGUGAUGUGCGCAUAUGUUCCUACCACAUACUUGCAUGUGCCUAAAGCUGUACUGUACUUUGCUCGUAUGAAUGUCACUGCAAAUGGUGUUGCUCUCUAGAUGUCAACUCUGAAGUGGCUCCGUUGUACUCUUAGUUCCUCUGUUGAUCUGAAAACUACUAUCCCUGACAAAAGGUCCUUGACAGACCACAGCUUCCUCUUAACCUUCUUUCCCUCUUGUAUUUUCACUUAAAUUGCACAGAUAAACUCAUUUCAGUUUAGAAUGUAUUAUAUUUAAAAAGGGAUAUGUUCAUAUUAACUAAUUUAUCUCACAGUAUCCUUUAAGAUGAAAUGUUUCUUAUUUGCUAUUUUCUCGCGUGUGUGCAUAUGUAAUGUGGGGUUGGGAGAGGUAGAGUUGGACCCCAUAUUCAUGACUGAAGUGAAUGUUGAUCGUUCAAAGCCGUGUAGCCAUAGUGAAGUUGUUUUUUUCGUUGCUGCCUGGCUGCUUGCUGUAAUUCCUUUUGGAAGUAGUCUCCAUGUUAAAGCUUGGGAAUACCAGCGGGUUCUGUGCUCUGGGUUAAACCUGCACUUAAACAAACAGCUCCUCACAGGUUUCGCUGCAGUCGAGUGUUUUCCUCUGUGGACAUCCAUUGACAUUUCGAGGGUUUAGCCUUUUUUAUGUUUCAUGAAUACAUUUUUAUAUAUAUAUAUAUAUAUAUAUAUAUAUAUCUUGCGACAGGCUCAUUUACCUCAUUCUGUGAUCUAAUGGCAAAUAUCCACGGUGGAUUCGUAAGAUGAGCAGGUGGAUUUGGGCUUUAUAAAGCUUUCACGAAAAGAUACUCCAAGCAAAACAAAACUGACUCAAGGAUCCAUUUUGAGACUUUUUUUUUUUUUUUUUACCUUUGCUUGUGUAUGUGAAUUCAUGGUCAUUUGUGUCAUGCAGCAUAUUCUGCUAAUUAUCUGUUAUUGUGUGAACUUAAUGUUAAUUUGACUUGACUUGAGCAGGUUUGAUAUUGGCAAUGCCUUCAUUUUACAUCCCAGAAUUUUGUCUAAAUCCAUUUUGCCCUCAUAUUUCUCCCUUUCAUAGACCUUUGUGUCACCAUCUUGACAUGUUGAAGCAUAAUUUGAAGCCUUUAGUAUUUGAUUAUGAGAUGUCACUCUGUGAGCCUGUUCUAAAGUGUGUCAGUGUGUAUAUAACUUGUAAGAAUGGUAAUUUUGCCUACCACAUUUGUACAUACUGACAUUAAGGUCCUAUUUAUUUUAGGUUCUGUAUGGCAUGUGCAGAUAAUGAAUGGUUAAAGCCGUUGUGUUAUGAUAUCAAAUUUGUCAAAAUUGUUUGAGUAAAUAAAGACUGAUGAUAAAUAUGA
Molecule: messenger RNA, 2785 nt
Organism: Micropterus dolomieu (smallmouth bass)
Lineage: Eukaryota; Metazoa; Chordata; Actinopteri; Centrarchiformes; Centrarchidae
Gene: ndel1b
Product: nudE neurodevelopment protein 1-like 1b
Exons: 9
Coding region: 152-1174 (340 amino acids)
Biological process (GO): mitotic centrosome separation; vesicle transport along microtubule; centrosome localization
Cellular component (GO): kinesin complex; centrosome; kinetochore
Molecular function (GO): microtubule binding
Source: RefSeq, a predicted model, not a curated record